CCCGAGCCGGCUGCCGUCCGCUGUCAGAGUCGGUGACGGAUAGAGACAGCCAGGAGGUGAAGGCGGAAGAGAGGAGCGGUCCAGCUGAAUCUCAGGAUGGAGGAACCAGAUAGAGAAGCAGUAGCAACUGCAGUGCAACGCGUUGCUGGAAUGCUGCAGAGACCAGACCAGUUGGAUAAAGUGGAGCAGUACCGCAGGAGGGAGGCACGAAAAAAAGCAUCGGUGGAGGCCAGAUUGAAGGCGGCUAUCCAGUCUCAGCUUGAUGGUGUGAGGACAGGCUUAAACCAACUUCACAAUGCACUGAAUGAUGUAAAGGACAUACAGCAAUCUCUCGCAGAUGUCAGCAAAGAUUGGAGACAGAGCAUUAAUACCAUUGAGAGCCUGAAGGAUGUCAAGGAUGCAGUUGUUCAGCACAGUCAAUUAGCUGCAGCUGUGGAGAACCUGAAGAACAUUUUCUCAGUGCCAGAAAUCGUUAAGGAGACACAAGAUCUAAUAGAGCAAGGGAAUCUUCUGCAUGCGCACAGAAAGCUCAUGGACCUGGAGUGUUCUCGUGAUGAUCUAAUGUAUGAACAAUUCCGUAUGGACAGCAAGAACACUCAUGAAAGGAAUCUAAUUCAGAACUAUUUUGGGGAAGUGCAGCACUUAUCAGAGGAGUUGGCCAAACAGCUAUGGAUGGUCAUUCAGAGAGCAAUAACCACUGUGCGCAAAGAUCCCACCUUGUUGGUAUCCGUGGUACGCAUCAUAGAGAGAGAGGAAAAGAUUGACCGUCGGAUGAUGGACAGGAAAAAGCAGACCACUUUCAUUCCACCUGGAAGACCCAAGAAGUGGAAAGAGAAAAUGUUUGAUGUUCUUGAGAAAACCAUUGUGACCAGAAUUGAAGGAAGUCAAGCAGACACAAGGGAAUCUGACAAGAUGUGGCUUGUGCGACAUUUGGAAAUUAUCCGCCGAUACAUGCUUGAGGAUCUCAUAAUAGUAAAAAACUUAAUGGUGCAAUGCUAUCCCCCACAUUACAACAUUUUCAACCAGGUAUUAGAUUCGUAUCACCGAGCAUUGUCUUCUCGAAUCCAGGAGUUGGCUUCAGAAGAGCUAGAAGCCAAUGAAAUUGUCAGUCUCCUUACUUGGGUUUUAAACACAUAUCAAAGCUCUGACAUGAUGGGAAACAUUGACCUAGUCCCCGAGGUGGAUGUGAAGUCAGUGAGGCCACUUCUUUCCCAGGAGGUAGUGGACCAGCUGCUCCACAUGUACAUGGCAACUCUCAGAUCCAAUAUUAUAGGAUGGUUAAGGAAGGCGCUGGAAACAGACAAAAAGGACUGGGACAGGAAUACGGAGCCUGAGGCUGACCAGGAUGGGUAUUAUCAGACUACACUGCCAGCUAUUGUUUUCCAGAUGUUUGAGCAGAAUCUUCAGGUAGCUGCACAGAUUAGUGAAGAUUUGAAAAAGAAAGUUUUGCAAUUGUGCCUCCAACAAAUGAAUACGUUUCUGAAUAGGUAUGCAGAGGAAGCCCAGCUAUAUAAGGAGGAACAUCUGAAGAAUCGUCAGCUUCCUGCUUGCUAUGUGCAAUACAUGAUUGCCAUCAUUAACAACUGUCAGACCUUCAAGGAGUCAAUUGUCAGUCUAAAAAGAAAAUACUUAAAGAAUGAUGAAGACAUACAGAUGACCAGUACUGUGACUAUGGAUUCAACACUAAACAACAUAGCCAAUGAUGGUUGCAACAGUCUACUAGAUGAAGUGUUCAUUGACUUGGAGCAACACCUCAAUGACCUGCUGACCAGGAAAUGGCUUGGAGGAUCAAAUUCUGUUGAUACAAUUUGUGUCACUAUAGAAGAUUAUUUUAAUGACUUUGCCAAAAUUAAAACACAUUACAAACAGGAAAUGACCAUAAAAGCUCACAGAAAAGUAGUGACUGAAUAUAUAAAAGCAAUAAUGCAGAAGCGCAUUGCCUUUAGAAACGCAGAUGAGAGAAAGGAUGGAGCAGAAAGAAUGAUCAGGGAAGCAGAACAGUUCAAGUUUCUGUUUAAGCGUCUUGCCUCUGGAUUUAGUGAAGAGACUGACGGACUCUGUAAUACGAUCAUAGACAUUGCAGAAGUUAUAAAGCUGACAGACCCUUCACUCCUUUAUCUAGAGGUCUCUACUUUAGUCAGCAGAUAUCCAGAUCUCAGAGAUGACCAUAUAGCGGCCCUUCUUGCUGUUCGAGGUGAUGCCAGCAGGGAGAUGAAGCAAAUGAUUAUAGAAACUGUGGAACAAAGUCAGCGGCAUCAAAGCCCAAACUACACCCCAAUAUUCAAAGACAUAAUUGUACCGAGCACUGCCAUGAGUGUACAAAAACUUCUGAAGUAGUGCUGUGUCCUAUACCACGUUGCACUGGCAUUGACUCGCUGAGUCAUCUGGCGUAUUAGGAUCACCUUACAUGCUUGCUUCAUUCAGCCUGUGAUUGGAAGGACAUUGAUUUGUAUGUUUUGAACAUUAUGUGAACUCUUAUGCGCAAAUGGUGAGGGAUCCAUAUCCAUGGUUUUGAAUUAUAAUUAUUGUUAUACAGUGUAUGCAGUGUGAAAUAAUUCUUUCAUGGACUUUCCUUUGGGUACUACUAAAUUGAUUAGUUAUUGUAAUACUAGUUAAACAAAAAAUCAUACUUUUUUCUUUUUUUAGUUUAACUACUAUGGAUAAAAAACAGAUACUCUGGUAGAGGGCAUUGUUGCCCUGAUGGGUGGUAGUAAAAUAACACUCCAAGCAUCAUUACCACCACAGUCUGCUGCACUGGUUUUGGUGUCAGGAGUGACCUGGAGCUCCCUCCUAUUCCAAGUAAUCAAAAUAGUUUAGAAUGGUUUGACUUCUUACCUGGGUUCACUGGAGACCACUCCCUGCCUGCAGUACUUCACACAGAGAGCCAGAACAUGAGGGCGGUCAGCUGGCAAUCGUAGACAGUAAGUAAGGGUUUAGCACAGGAGAGCUAACAGAAACUCCUGUUUAUGAGACUUUUACUCUCCGACUGAAGUAGUGGAAGUGGGGAGUGGCAGCCAGUGUCAUUCAGGUAAGAACUGUUAAAAAAUAAAAUAAAUAAAUGUGUGAGUUCCAACAAUGGGGGUGGCGCCAGGGCACUCAUAGAACCAUAUCAAAUACAGUACACUGAUGUAGUGGUUAUGGUACUGGGUGUGUUCCUUUAACCCCUUAAUGACACAACUUCUGGAAUAAAAGGGAAUCAUGACGGAAUAUAUCCGUCGUCUGUCCUUAAGGGGUUAAGGUUGGUAGAAACAAUAUAUAAUAUGUUCUGCUGUAAUAUUUUGUGAUAUACACAGUUUUAAAAGUAAAGGCUAUAGAAAGCGGCCAAAUCGGAAGAGGUUCUUAUUAUAUAAUAACUUUGCUUAUUAUAUGCUGUAGGAACAUUAAGAUUAGUUGGAUCCUUUAGAUCAGUAGUGGGCAACUUUAAACUGUACUUCUUCUCCUAUGAUGUUCAGUUCGCAGAAAAGGUUGUCCCACACUGACUUUGGAUCUUGUUUGUUCAGUACCAUCCACGUAAUGUGACAUAAAGCAUAACUGAUAGCAGUAGGCAUUUUCUACCUAAAAAAAUAAA
This is a messenger RNA of Pelobates fuscus (common spadefoot toad), 3568 nucleotides long. It is a transcript of the gene EXOC3, whose product is annotated as exocyst complex component 3. The record is from RefSeq and is a predicted model, not a curated record. Bases 97 to 2337 code for a protein of 746 amino acids. Gene Ontology annotation, molecular function: SNARE binding. Lineage: Eukaryota; Metazoa; Chordata; Amphibia; Anura; Pelobatidae. Gene Ontology annotation, biological process: exocytosis; exocyst localization. Gene Ontology annotation, cellular component: exocyst. The transcript is spliced from 13 exons.